Molecule: messenger RNA, 3694 nt
Organism: Dryobates pubescens (Downy woodpecker)
Lineage: Eukaryota; Metazoa; Chordata; Aves; Piciformes; Picidae
Gene: RANBP9
Product: RAN binding protein 9
Exons: 14
Coding region: 110-2191 (693 amino acids)
Biological process (GO): cell surface receptor signaling pathway; cytoskeleton organization
Cellular component (GO): cytoplasm
Molecular function (GO): protein binding
Source: RefSeq, a predicted model, not a curated record
GCCUCACUCCGCAGCGGCCGGGCCUGUCCAUCGCUCCUCCCCGGGCCCCGUCCAGUGACAGUCGAGACUGCGGGAGGUAGCGGCAGAGGAGGAGGAGGCCGGAGCCGGGAUGUCCGGGCAACAGCAACAACAGCCACCGCCGCCGCAGCUCCCCUUGGCGGCCGCCGCUCCCCCGCCGGCGCCGGGGAUUCCCUCUGCUGCCGCCGCCGUCGCCAACCCUGGUCCCGCACCGGCCGCCGCGCUCCUGCUCCACCCGCCACCGCCGCCGACCACCGCUGCGCCGCCGCCACCCGCCGCCGGCAGCGGGCCCGCGGCGACGGGGGGCGGCGGUACUGGCUCCGCGCUGGGCCUGUCGGCCGGGGCCAGCAGCAGCGGCGGCACCAGCGCCACGGCGCCGUUCCCACACGGCGACCCGGCCCUGAACGAGCAGGAGAAGGAGCUAAAACGGCGUUUGAAGAGGCUCUACCCGGCCGUAGACGAGCAGGAGACGCCGCUGCCCCGCUCCUGGAGCCCGAAGGACAAAUUCAGUUACAUCGGCCUCUCCCAGAACAACCUGCGGGUACACUACAAAGGUCAUGGAAAAACUCCAAAAGAUGCUGCUUCUGUUCGAGCUACACACCCCAUACCUGCAGCCUGUGGCAUAUACUAUUUCGAAGUGAAAAUUGUCAGCAAGGGAAGAGAUGGUUACAUGGGAAUUGGGCUGUCAGCACAGGGUGUGAACAUGAACAGACUACCAGGUUGGGAUAAACAUUCAUAUGGUUACCAUGGAGAUGAUGGACAUUCAUUCUGUUCCUCUGGAACUGGACAACCCUAUGGCCCAACGUUUACUACGGGCGAUGUCAUCGGUUGUUGUGUCAACCUCAUCAAUAAUACCUGCUUCUACACAAAGAACGGACACAGCUUGGGCAUCGCUUUCACAGAUUUACCGCCAAACUUGUACCCUACAGUAGGGCUUCAAACACCAGGAGAGGUGGUGGAUGCUAAUUUUGGACAACACCCAUUUGUGUUUGAUAUUGAAGACUAUAUGCGAGAAUGGAGAACCAAAAUUCAAGCACAGAUUGACAGAUUUCCCAUAGGAGAUCGGGAAGGAGAGUGGCAAACAAUGAUUCAGAAAAUGGUAUCAUCUUACUUAGUUCACCAUGGAUACUGUGCAACAGCAGAGGCAUUCGCCAGAUCUACAGACCAGACUGUGCUAGAAGAGCUAGCUUCCAUUAAAAAUAGACAAAGAAUUCAGAAAUUGGUUUUAGCAGGAAGAAUGGGAGAAGCCAUUGAAACAACACAACAGUUGUAUCCAAGUUUACUAGAAAGAAAUCCUAAUCUCUUAUUUGCAUUAAAGGUGCGCCAGUUCAUAGAGAUGGUGAAUGGUACAGACAGUGAAGUGCGGUGUUUGGGAGGCCACAGUCCAAAAUCGCAAGAUAGUUACCCUGUUAGCCCUCGGUCAUUCAGUAGUCCUAGCAUGAGUCCCAGCCAUGGAAUGAAUAUUCACAAUUUGGCAACGGGCAAAGGGAGCAGCACACACUUUCCUGGGUUUGAAAGUAGUUGCAGUAAUGGAGUAAUAUCAAACAAAGCACAUCAAUCUUACUGUCACAAUAAACACUCGACCACCAGCUUGAAUGUACCAGAGCUCAACAACAUAAAUGUAUCAAGAUCACAGCAGGUUAACAGCUAUUCCAGCAAUGAUGUAGACAUGGAAACAGAUCACUACUCCAAUGGGGUUGCUGAGACUUCAUCCAAUGGCUUCCUAAAUGGUAGUUCUAAACAUGAUCACGAAAUGGAAGAAUGUGACACAGAAAUGGAAGUAGAUUCAAGUCAGUUAAGACGUCAGCUAUGUGGUGGCAGCCAAGCCGCUAUCGAAAGAAUGAUCCAUUUUGGAAGAGAAUUGCAAGCAAUGAGCGAGCAGCUAAGAAGAGAAUGUGGCAAAAACACAGCAAAUAAGAAAAUGCUCAAGGAUGCAUUCAGUUUACUUGCAUAUUCGGAUCCCUGGAGCAGCCCUGUUGGGAACCAGCUGGACCCGAUACAAAGAGAACCUGUGUGCUCUGUACUGAACAGUGCAAUCCUCGAGACUCACAACCUGCCAAAGCAACCGCCACUUGCCCUAGCCAUGGGACAGGCAUCACAGUGUCUAGGAUUGAUGGCUCGAUCAGGAAUUGGAUCCUGUGCAUUUGCCACGGUGGAAGACUACCUACACUAGCUAUGCAUUUGGAGCUCUGAAAGGUGUUGUGGCAUAUUCAACAUGGAGAGUAGACCAGCUCUGCUGACUGGAAUUUGGAUUUUUCAUUAUGUACUAAGGACAAGUCUGUUGCUUUAUGUUGCUUCCUAGUUUACAGCAUGAUGCAAAUGAUUUCUAACUUAGUGUUAGGAGAAAAUUUCCAUCUUUAAACCUCUUAGACAACUAAGAGCGGAGAGUAUCACUGAUAAUGUCAGACAUUCAAAUUGAUAAGUACCAAUCCUUGAAAAGAUUGUUCAAAACAGACCAAAAGUCCUGCUGCCUUGUGGUGGGAUGGAAGAGAACACGGAUGGAUCAGCAGGUGGGUGAACACCAAGCAGGAUGACUUGCCAACCUCCACCCCCAUUGUUACAUAGUUCAGUCAGUGUAAUUUGCAAAAUGCAUAAACACCUGAUGGUUUGGAUAUAUAGUGUUGAUGGGAAGAAACAAUAUUUUUUAAUGUGUACUGUAAAACUUGAAUUACUCAGGAGCUGAGUGAAUAUGUUUGUUGCUACUUACAAUCCCAAGCUGUUGAUCUUAGUAGGGGUUUUUUUUGUUUGUUUGUUUUAACAUGGUCUUUUCAACUUUGUUUCCUUGUUUAACUACAAGACAGCUUCUGUUGUGUAGACUCACCAGUUUAACUGUUGUAUUAUAACAGUAUUACAUGUCAACACAGUGUGGUUAUGACCUAUUUAUAUAAAAACCAAAUAUUUAGUCAAUUUACAGUCUUAAUUUAAUCUUUGUACACCUUGCAUUUUUAAAAGUGCUUAAAUAGUACUAUAUUGCAAUAAAAUGUAGUGAUAUCAUAAUUAACCAGCCAUUAAAAACUUACUUCUACAUACAUGGUAGCAUGGACUUGUAUGCUACGGUGCCUUGGUCCCAGAGUUCUGUCCUGGAACAGCAGUUCUCGGGUAAACCCCUGAGCCAGAACACCUUGCUGGUUGAACUGGGGAUGCCACUUUCCUAUAUCAGAGCACAGCAGGACUUGAGCUGGCAGCAGCUCAGUGCUUACUGCAGGUCUAUCACAGCAGAAUCAAGUUUCUGAGGGGAGCUUAGUCAGCACUCCCUAUAGGUGGCGGGGGGGAAGCCUUAUUUAUUUCUUGGAAGUAAUCAUCAAGCUAGACAGAAGGGUCCUGCUGUGUGGGCUGUCUUAAUUGUUUUGGUAUUAGAAUACAGCCUUAGAGGUGCAAAUAACUGAAAACACAGGAGUGAUUGUUUUAAGAAAUGCAGUAUCCAGAAGAGUCAAUACAAUGUUUAUUCUCUGCAAAGUUACGUUGCCUCAUGGAGGCAGCUCUACAAGCAUGGUCCUAACACCAGCUCCAGCUGUUCUAAGUCAGUAUUAAAGACACACAAGUCACUCCCCUACCCCAGUUGUUCCUUGAGGGAGGGAAGAGAACAGGGAAGCCAGUUUGGAUGCAGCUUUGUGGAAAUUAGUGCCUCCUGUUGGCUGGAGCUGAAAGCAGAGUGAUAAUGAAGUAGUAGAAAAAA